Molecule: messenger RNA, 399 nt
Organism: Kluyveromyces marxianus DMKU3-1042
Lineage: Eukaryota; Fungi; Ascomycota; Saccharomycetes; Saccharomycetales; Saccharomycetaceae
Gene: AHC2
Product: Ahc2p
Exons: 1
Coding region: 1-399 (132 amino acids)
Source: RefSeq, a predicted model, not a curated record
AUGAACACAGACUCUUGUGAUGAUGCGGGUUCGCACAGCGAACCCUUCCAACAGCAGUUUCAACAGCAAGCUUUGGAUGAGAGUAUGGAUUAUCGUGUCUUACAGCAAUAUCGCACUCACUUAAACAAUACACUAACACUAAAACAGCAUCUUUUGAAACAGCUCACGCUGCUCUACAGUCAGUUGGAUGAGUGUAGGAACAUGCAGGAGCUCAUGGAUGUCUUGAUGACACAGAGACAGCUGCUACAGUCGAUCUUCACGCUGGAAAAGAAUACUGGUGCGUCGCAAGCGGCACCUACGGUAAAGUGGUCCAAGUACGGUCUGGAUGUCGAGCAGUAUCUUGUUGAAAUGGGCCGAGCGGACUUGGUUGAACGUAGUGGAUACCCGUUCCACGAUUGA